Epinephelus lanceolatus (giant grouper) is the source of this 6641-nucleotide messenger RNA. RefSeq names its product lysine methyltransferase 5B (gene kmt5b). The record is from RefSeq and is a predicted model, not a curated record. Gene Ontology annotation, cellular component: nucleus. NCBI's taxonomy places the organism in Eukaryota, Metazoa, Chordata, Actinopteri, Perciformes, Serranidae. Gene Ontology annotation, molecular function: protein binding; histone H4K20 methyltransferase activity.
CGACAUUUUCAACUUAAACGAGCUGCAAAACCUCGAGAACAAGGUUCACUUUCAAAGUUCCACUCCGUAUCCCCAAGCACUGUGUCUCAUUUCGGUCCCGACGGACGACAUCGGCUGCGUAUUUGUUGGAUCUACUUUCUUGUGGCGGAUGGCUGUGCUGCGCCUUUCUCUGGCUCUCUCCGCCAUCUUGAAUUUUAAUGUUAAUUUCUAAAAAAAAAAAAAAAAAAAAAAAAAAAAAAAGAAAUGUGUUUCCUGUGAUAUUUUCGUUUAAGGGUGUCGUGCCAAAUUUGGAUUAGUUUGAAGGAGUUUUAAUUCGUGAUUGUUUUUACACAAUCAGUCCUGUUUCAAACUCUAGACCCCAGUCUUCCCCACUCAAGAGUGUUUCUUCAUCUCGGAGACUAAAUGCAACUGGACCAGGGGGCUUGUGGGCAUGAAGUGGCUGGGCGAAUCCAAGAACAUGGUAUUAAAUGGCAGACGACACGGAAACAAGUUGACCAGCGAGCAACCUGUGAGCCAGACUCGCUCUCAGCACUCACAGCGGACAUCCCUGCGCCACAACAAGAACAGAAGCCGGCGAUGUAGCCGCAGGUUUAAUGCAGCCAGUCUGGAGGCAGAGAGGCGCUAUGUGCCCUCCUCUGGAAUGACUGCCAAGGAGUUGUGUGAGAACGAUGACCUGACCACCAGCCUCAUCCUGGAUCCAUACCUGGGCUUUCAGACUCACAAGAUGAACACCAGAUUUCGACCAAUUAAGGGAAGACAGGAGGAGCUGAAGGAGGUCAUCGAGCGCUUCAAGAAACACGACAACUUGGAGAAAGCUUUCAGAGCUUUGACCACUGGAGACUGGUCCCGAAAUCUUUUUCUCCACAAGACAAAAGCUCAAGAAAAGCUCUUCAAGCAACAUGUAUUUGUGUAUCUGCGGAUGUUUGCCACAGACAGCGGGUUUGAGAUUCUCCCUUGUAAUCGCUAUUCAUCGGAGCAAAAUGGAGCUAAAAUUGUGGCAACAAAGGAAUGGAAAAGAAAUGACAAGAUCGAGUAUCUGGUGGGGUGCAUCGCUGAGCUUUCAGAGAGCGAGGAAAACAUGCUGCUCCGUCACGGGGAGAAUGACUUCAGCGUCAUGUACUCAACCCGCAAGAACUGUGCGCAGCUCUGGCUGGGACCAGCUGCGUUUAUCAAUCACGAUUGUCGACCAAACUGCAAGUUUGUGUCGACAGGACGGGACACAGCCUGUGUGAAGGUUCUGAGGGACAUUGAACCUGGAGAGGAAAUCUCAUGUUACUACGGAGACGGGUUUUUUGGGGAAAACAAUGAAUUUUGUGAAUGCUAUACAUGUGAACGACGGGGCACUGGUGCUUUCAAAUCCAAAGCUGGACUGCCAGUGGAAGUGCCGGUGAUCAACAGCAAGUACGGGUUGCGGGAGACGGACAAGCGGCUCAACAGGCUGAAGAAGCUGGGGGAAGGAAACCGGAGCUCAGACAGUCACUCUGUAGGCUCCCACACCGACGUUGACUCUCAGGAAAUGCCAAAAACACAUCAAUCUGCCAGAAAAAGAACAUCAUCAUCAUCUGGCCUGAAGUAUAAAAACAGGACUCAAUCCAGACAGACUUUGUCCAGAGCCCUUACUACCUCAUGUUCAAAACAAGGUCGUGUUAACAAUAACAGGGUACCAAAGAGACUAAAAUCCCAAUCCAAGCCUUCACUAAGUAAAGUCCAGUUGCGGAGUCGCAGGCGGGGUGCGGAGCCCAAGGCGUUGGCCAAAGGAGAGACUUGCCAGCUGGGUCUCAGGGACUCAAAGGUGUCGCUGUGUAAAGGUGUCACCGUGAAGAAGGAGAAGGAUGGACAGGAACUGGUGCAGCAGACAUUAGGCCAGCGGGGCUGCCUCACCCGCAACGCUGUCAAAGAAAAUGGCAAUCUGCAUGUGCAAGGCAGCGAGGGCAGCCAGUGUUCGACGUACAGAACUCGCAGGUCCACACGGACCCUUGUAAAAGCCCAGGAAACGGCAGCUGGCUUUAAGCUGGAGCCCAGUGCUAUGGAUGGCUUGAGCCCAGUCCCUGGUGGAGUGGUCAUUAAAACAGAGCCAGCUGACAUGGAGGAGUACCUCCGCCACGGAGUGGGACUGGAGCCUCCGGCGUUGGACACUGGCUACGCCAGAAGAGGCUCAUGCACCAGGCGGAAACGGUUGACACGGCUCAGGACUGAGCGGACAAUUAAACGUGAGGACUCGUACGGUGAGCCGUUCAUGCCGGUGGCUGCUGGCCACGCCGCUAACUUCUCAGACUGUGGUAAUGUGCUGCUGAGCUUCGCCGACAGGCACAGGGACUACAACGGGGUUUCCAACGGUGGCAAAUCCCUCCGCAGGGACAAGGGUAAGAGUGGCUGCCGAUCACAGGACAAGGGGAAGAAGAAGCGUCAGAUCACACGAUACGACGCUCAGCUGAUCCUGGAGAACAACACGGGCAUCCCCAAACUGACGCUCCGCCGGCGGAGGGACAGCAGCAGUAGCAAGACCAAUGACGCCAACGACCCCAUUGGCUCCUCCAACCUUUCUGCCUCGACGGUCAACUCGGCCUCUUCCAGCAAAAUCAGCAUUAAGUUCAGCAAGGACCAUGACAAGGACAAAGGCAGCUCGUACAUAGCCAAACUGAAUAACGGCUUUGCCCCCGUGGUCCACGGUAACGCCACCAAGCUGAAGAUCCAGCUGAAGAGGGAGGACGAUGCACGGAGAAUAUCCCAGACAAAGGCGGACCAGAUGUCCUAUAACGGGGACAUGGGCCAGAGUCUGGAGGCCAGGAACGGUGGACAUCGGACCCAGAAGGUCCUGGCGGAGCCGUCGUCUGACGAGGAUGACGAUGACGAGGAAGAGGAGGAUGACGACGACUACUUCGACAAUGAGUUUGAAGAUGAUUUCAUUCCACUUCCUCCAGCAAAGCGCCUCCGACUCAUCGUGGGCAAAGACUCCAUAGACAUCGAUAUCUCCUCCAGGAGGAGAGAGGAUCAGUCUCUGAGGCUCAAUGCAUAAGCUGUGGAGCUCAUCACUCCCACCUUCCCCCUGUAAAUAACGAUGACUCGCUAAUCAACUGUUGUGUUGAUGUAAAAGAAGUACAGUAAUUUAAAAACAAAAAAAAUUGCUGAAAAAUUAAGAACCUGAAUGAACGUUACUAGAAGGUGCUGUUGACCUAAAACAAAUCUCUGUUAUUCACUUGUGUUCAUCAUGUUAAUUUGAGUUCUUAUAAAAGCAAAUUAUAUUAAUUAAGCUGAAGUUUACUCACCCAGCUCAUUUAAUCUGCAUAUGAUGCUAAAUGUAACCUGCAGGAACCUGCGGAGACGCCCUGCUUCGUCGUGUUGUUUCUGAAUAAUCUGGCCCGAAGUGAAAAACGAGAAUUUGUUUUAAGUUCAACUCUUCCUUUAAGUGAAUGCACUUGUUAUAUUCAUAAUGGACAUGGAUAUUGUAGAAAGUGUACAGUAUGGUGACUAUCCCCUCUGUCUCAUAGGCAGGUUUUUAUUGAACUUUUGAUUUCUGUCUCAUAGUUUGUAAUUUUCGUGUGAUGAUGAACCACCACGCUGAGAGAACAGUAUGGUGUGGUUGGUCCAGAGGCAUUAUAAGAUCAGUCAGUCAGUUCAUUUGGAUUCAGGUGCCAUGUUGUCAUUAUCCCAGCAGUUCUCCUGGUGAAGAACCACAUGACUGUCCCUCCAGGAUUUCCUGCGCUGUUUUUGUCACUGUUGCGGCCCGAAAUGUCUGAUAUCACAGCAGCUUCUCUGAAAGAUUGCUAUGUUUAGUCAUUUUUCACAUUCAAAUUGCAAAAUACUCGUGACACCGUCUCUAAUUUGGAGCAUUUUGUUAUGAACAUUCAGCGACUGCGGUUACAUGGACAUGAAUAACCUGUUAAUUAGGCUCAUUCUGGGUAUGAUCAUAUUUGGGAUAUGGUGUUUAUGUGAACACAGAGAAGUCGAGUCAUUUAUAUUCCUCGUAUGUAUCCUGGUUUCUUUCAGCAGUACUCCAGCGAGCAUAUUCAGGUUUCUCAUCAACAGAAUGGUGUUUACGUGUUCAUAAGAAUAAACGGGAUACUUGAAAACAGUGUUUCCAACACAAUUUCAAUCUAGGUGUGGCAGUAGCUGACUGGGUGUCUGUCCCUACUGUUCCAACUACUCUGUCAGAGUACGCUCUGCCCUGCGAGAAUGUGGAGCAAUGAAUAACCACAUAGUUUAUAUAUUCCAACAGUGCAACUAAUGAACGGUUCAGCUCCAAAAUUAGAAAAUCAAAACGUGGCAGCAGAUGUUUUAAUCACGGCAGGCUACCACAAAUAAAUGAAUGUGUGGGGAGACCCUGGGAAAACUUGAUCAUAAGCAGGUCAUUCAUGUCCAUGUUAACGCACUCGACGAUCAACUGUUGCUGCCAUUCGACGCAGCGCUUAAGGACCGCCCCCAUGAGAUGCUCUCCUCCUGCUUUCUUUGCCCGUUAGCAUGAGUCAACAGAUCACAACAUGAUCUCAUCCCUACUCGCCAUAUUUUGCUGCUUGGGCAGAAGCUUCACAGCAGCAGUUAGCAUCAGACACCCCAAACUGAAUAAAGAGAACUAGGCACAGCGAAGGCCCCCUGCUGUGAAUAUACUGCAAAGACUUCAGUUGACGGCCGAGUAGCACGAAUGUUCUGCGCCUGCGUGAGACGAAAUAACACACACCAGUGGACAGCAGUCGUCUGUAUUCGUCAUUCAAAAAGGGAAACGGGAAGACCGUCUUAACACCAGUUAUCCAGUCAGCACAUUAACAACACAACCAGAGCAUAUUUACAGUCUGAGGUGAACAAUAACACAAACCAUUAGCUCAGAUAAUGAUAAAGGAAAAUAAUUUGACCAAUUUUUUUUUCAUCUCAUUUCCUCUUGAGUUUAGGUCUUUGUUUACUUUCCCCACGUCAGUUUCUGUUCUGUUAACUAAUGGUGAUCAUGAUAAUCAUGCUGAUGGCAGCCCAACAUUGACCAACAGCUAAGCACCGGCUUGGUUUGUCAGGGCCUUCAAUUUCAUACCGGCAAGGUAACGUUUGCUGUGUGAUGCUAACAGUUAGCCCUGUCACUGUGUGGGGGUCACGCUGAAUUUACGGGAAUUGGAUGAAUUUAUGUAAAUUCUUGCGAUCACAAAAUCCUGGAGGGACUGACUUGAAUUUCAGUAAUUCAUAAAUGAUCCAACAUUAAUUACUGUGUGAGUUAAUCAUGUUUCUCUCCAUAGAGAUCAAUCAUGAUUGUGUUAAACAUUGUUUUUCUCCACAGAGAGAGUCGUACACAAUAAUCUCACGACAGAGAAAAUCUGGUUUGUUUCAGGAACAUUAUAUAUGUGCACCUACAGUGUGUGUUCAGUUUGCCUGCAGUCGUCUCACAGUCACGACAUGAACGAUAUAAUGGAGUUGCACAAUGUUUAUUUUUCCAGUGAAUCGACUCCAGGGCGCUGUAAAUAAAUCAAUUAAGCUGCAGAAGUCCAGAAAAUUAAAGCACACAAGGUUUUAUAAUCAGAGAAUAAAUGGACGAGUGUUUGUGUUGGGAGCUGCGGUAUAAUGGGAACAUGGCACACGUGGUAGUUCAAAACCUAAAUCAAACCAAAUCCAUACGUAAAGGCUACCUAUAUGCUUUUAAAAUCUGAAAAGUAAUGUACAGAAAGACUGGCUCACGUCCCUCAGCUUAACUGUUAUUCAAGUCCAGUCUCACUUUAUAUUUACCUUGUCAGAUUUUUGGAAGAUCGACACUCGAGUUUGGGGAGGAAAAAAAUCACAUUGUCUGAAAUGUUGUUAACUAGUGUAGAAUCAUGUAUUCUUUUCUCUAUGGUGCUACUUUUAUUUCCUCACCUCUGUUUGAGUUUCUGUCCUGUGUAACUCGUGAUCUGUAGAUGGUGGCAGCAUUAACCUCAACAGGCCCAAAAUUCUGUAGAAUUACUCAUUUUAUCAGUUGUGUUUGUAGCCUAUUUAAGUUGUUUUUAUUUUCUUUGCAGGAGCUCAUGUUUCAGCUUUUAGUUUGCAAAAAGAAAAAGGUAGUAAAAACUGUCUAUCCAACAGCAUUAGGUGCCUUAAAGAGCUUUUGGACACAUUUAGACCAAAUUUGUAACUAAUCAAUGAAGAGUGAAGAGUGACAAUGCUAAGCCAUCUGCUCCCCCCUUGAAAUAUUGAAACACUUCAAGUCCACCGUCAGUCCUUCUGUAUAUUAUUUAAUUUUUGUUGUGUGGAAGUAAACGAACUGUCCAAUAGAUCAAGGGAUCAACUGAGAUCGAAUGUUAACCCACCUCUCCUUGUGUUAAUAUGUACUGUUCAUAUCACCAGCAGCUAAUUCACCUGUUCUGAACCUGGCUCAGUCUUCGUUGGACGUCUCCAUCCUACACUGUAAACUGUUCCAGGUGUACCGUCUGUGUGGUCUUUGUCCAAUAGACAGCUGUCAAGAUUUCCAAUUGAUUCAAAAAGUUUAAAAAAAAAGAAGAAAAAAAAAGAAAAAACAAAUGUGAAUAGUUUGCGGACAUUUUAGCGUGUUGCGUGGGUAGUGGGAAACGUAAAGAGAAUUAAAAAUGGACAGUUCAUAUAUUGUCCGAUAUGUAAAUCAUGUGAACACAUCUUGUACUUAUUUAACAGUUUUGAAUACUUGAAAACUAUAUAAAGUUUCUUUGUGACUCUUG